AUGCCGCACAAAAUCCUUGCAAUAUCAUGCUUGUCUCAGGCCGUUCUUGCAGGCUAUCGGGAAGUCAAUGAGGAUAGUAUCUUGGAGAUCCUGAACGAGAUGACCACUGAGGAAAAGUUCUUGCAAACCUGCAUCGACUCCCAAUGCCCUGAAGGCCGUGCAAGGUGGCUUCUUUGUGAUGUUUUUGGAGGUGGCAGCACUUCUGGUGGCGGCGAUGCAUGGUUCAAUUUGAAGGACAUACCACGGCUCAGAAUCCGCGGACUUCGCAUGCGAGAUGGCCCGAAAGGAAUGACUUGCAGCUUGUUUGCGCACCUUUGCAAGGCUGGAAGAAUCGAUCGGCCAAGCUAUAGGCGAGAUUGCAGAGCAACUUGA
Durusdinium trenchii is the source of this 372-nucleotide messenger RNA. Lineage: Eukaryota; Dinophyceae; Suessiales; Symbiodiniaceae. The record is from the annotation of a GenBank genome assembly.